Messenger RNA from Tupaia belangeri chinensis (Chinese tree shrew), 1701 nucleotides. It is a transcript of the gene FGF11, whose product is annotated as fibroblast growth factor 11. The transcript has 5 exons. The coding region runs from base 855 to 1532 and encodes 225 amino acids. The record is from RefSeq and is a predicted model, not a curated record. Gene Ontology annotation, molecular function: growth factor activity. Lineage: Eukaryota; Metazoa; Chordata; Mammalia; Scandentia; Tupaiidae.
UUAAGGGGCAGCCAGAAAACAACAAAAACGGAUGCUCCUUAUUUCGAGGUGACAGAGGGCCCUACAGACAACCACCUGGUGUAUUCACUAGGAAGGGCGGAUUUGGAGGUGACUUCAAAAGGAGUGGAGGGUGACAAGGUGAGGAAAGGGGCUGGCAGCUGGAACCCUGUGCUACUAGAUAUGAGGGUGACUUGGUGAAAAAGGGCAUUGUCCAGUCAGAGGGUCUGGGAACCCUUUCUCGCUGAACCCGUACAGCCUGAAUACUCCAAGACAUUUCUGGGGGGGAUUUCAGUGAAAAAAGUGGGAGAACCUCUCCAUUUAGAGGAGAGCAAAGGAAAAGCCACCAAGGUUGGGUUCCUCCCUGAUAUUGGCAGUGCCCCAGUAGGGGUGGAGUGAGCAAAUAUCCCCAAAGCUAAGGACUGACUCCCUUUAUAUUACAAGAGUGGACCUGGCGGAGGUGUCUGCGGAAAGAGUGGGAAGGUUCCUGGGGAUAUUGGUACCACAUCUUGGAACUGUCUGGGGUCUUGGCUUUGAGAUAGGCAAAGUGGGGACAGAGACAUUGGAGAGGAGGGAAGAGGGGCAUUUUCAGUUGGGGUCCUAAUUGGGGGGGAGGUAGGGUCAGUUCAAGUGUGCAUAGGCUACUGAGUCCAGCGAAGCUAGCACGGGGCCCAAGGUUGUGAGCGGCCUGCUGUGGGGGGGAGUCGGAGAGUCUGGGGCUUAUCCUCAGGUCCUGUGGGUGGGGCGGGAGUCGAGGCCUGAGCGUCAAGAGCAUGCCCUGGUGAGCGGGCUCCUCUGGGGGAGCCCGGCGCGCUCCGUGCGCCUGCUGGUUUGGGGGUGUCUCCUCCCGGGGCGCCAUGGCGGCGCUGGCCAGUAGCCUGAUCCGGCAGAAGCGGGAGGUCCGCGAGCCCGGGGGCAGCCGGCCGGUGUCGGCGCAGCGGCGCGUGUGCCCCCGCGGCACCAAGUCCCUCUGCCAGAAGCAGCUCCUCAUCCUGCUGUCCAAGGUGCGACUAUGCGGGGGGCGGCCCGCGCGGCCGGACCGCGGCCCGGAGCCUCAGCUCAAAGGCAUCGUCACCAAACUGUUCUGCCGCCAGGGUUUCUACCUCCAGGCGAAUCCCGAUGGGAGCAUCCAGGGCACCCCAGAGGACACCAGCUCCUUCACCCACUUCAACCUGAUUCCCGUGGGGCUUCGUGUGGUCACCAUCCAGAGCGCCAAGCUGGGUCACUACAUGGCCAUGAACGCAGAGGGGCUACUCUACAGUUCGCCACAUUUCACAGCUGAGUGUCGCUUUAAGGAGUGCGUCUUUGAGAAUUACUAUGUCCUCUACGCCUCUGCUCUCUACCGCCAACGCCGUUCUGGCCGGGCCUGGUACCUAGGCUUGGACAAGGAGGGUCGAGUCAUGAAGGGAAACCGAGUCAAAAAGACCAAGGCAGCCGCCCACUUUGUGCCCAAGCUCCUGGAGGUGGCCAUGUACCGGGAACCUUCUCUCCACAGUGUCCCGGACACCUCUCCUUCCAGUCCUCCUGCCCCCUGAAAUGUAGUCCCUGGACCAGAGGAGGCUCCCUGCACUUCCAGCGAGCCGACCACCACCACAGCCUGCCUCCCAGCCCUGCUCCUGGCCCUGCUCUCACCCUUGCUGCCACACACACACACACACACACACACACACACACACACCCCGAGCGGCCAGGUGCUCUACCCUG